Molecule: messenger RNA, 3450 nt
Organism: Oncorhynchus mykiss (rainbow trout)
Lineage: Eukaryota; Metazoa; Chordata; Actinopteri; Salmoniformes; Salmonidae
Gene: wnt1
Product: wingless-type MMTV integration site family, member 1
Biological process (GO): cell fate commitment; canonical Wnt signaling pathway; neuron differentiation
Cellular component (GO): extracellular region
Molecular function (GO): cytokine activity; frizzled binding
Source: RefSeq, a predicted model, not a curated record
GACCAGCCUCUUGCAUACAGAAAGCCGGAGAACACCACACUGUGCGCACUCACAGUCACAGCAAAUCUCCACACACAGACACACACAUCUCAGUGUUUUGACUUGAGAGGGACCUCAUUCAGGAAGACAAACUGGAUGUGGAAGACAGAGCAUGAGUCAGCAUUCAUUUCCCUCGUUUCCAAGGAAUCGAUGGAUUCUUUGAUUACCGUGAGAUUCCGUUAGUAAUAUGUGCAAUUUACACUGGUGGAUUGCACUGGCAAUUUUUUUACAAAUAUUUUCCUUUCUCAUCUGUUCUGUCCGGUGUUGUUUUCUUUAUUCAUUGUGCCCUAUGAAGAGAAUUAACUAUCCCUCCUUCCAAUCCUAUUGAAAAGGGGGGCAGAAAAAAAAACAGAGGGAGAUGAGAGCAGCAAAUCCCUUUUUCAUUCCUCUUGUAGUGUUCAAUAAGAGAAGAAUGUGUCGCCUAUCACUCACGGAGGGGAUCAAGUCUUACGGACUGUCCCACGCGCUCAAUGCGCUGCUGUGCAGAGCAGAGAUAGACAGAGAGAGCACGUGAAGAGAACAGCAGCAGCGUCCAGCAGCCUAGACUGAAAAGCCACUACAUAGGAGGACUCAUUUAGCAACCUGUUUCCUCUGUCUGACAGUCUCCUCGCCAGAUUAAUUUCAGGCAAUUGCUAUAAGACAGGCUCCUCGUUGCUUUUUCACCUCUAAAGUCCCUCUCUUUGGAAUGUGGUGUGACACAAUGAGGAUCCUCGCUCUGCUUCUGGGGGUGAAAGCCGCGUGCAUCCUGCUGGUUUCCUCGCUCUCAGGCACGGGAGCAGUCAACAAUAGCGGCCGGUGGUGGGGGAUUGUGAAUGUGGCCUCCUCUGCCAACCUCCUCACCAACUCCAAGAACGUCCAGUUGGUCCUGGACCCUAGCUUAGCCCUGCUGAGCCGUCGCCAGCGCCGCCUCAUCCGCCAGAACCCGGGGAUCCUCCACGCUAUCGCAGCCGGCCUGCAUACUGCCAUCCAGGAGUGCAAAUGGCAGUUCAGGAACCGCCGCUGGGACUGCCCGACCACCCACAGCCCGGCAAUAUUUGGCAAAAUUGUCAACCGUGGUUGCCGAGAGACAGCGUUUGUGUUUGCGAUCACGAGUGCGGGGGUGACCCAUGCGGUGGCCCGCUCCUGCUCUGAGGGGGCCAUUGAGUCGUGCACCUGUGACUACCGUCGCCGGGGGCCUGGGGGCCCUGACUGGCACUGGGGCGGCUGCAGCGACAACGUGGACUUUGGCCGGAUGUUCAGCCGGGAGUUUGUGGACUCCAGCGAGAGAGGAAGGGAUCUCCGAUACCUCAACAACCUACACAACAACGAGGCAGGGAGAAUGACAGUGUCGUCAGAGAUGCGACAGGAGUGUAAAUGCCAUGGCAUGUCAGGGUCAUGCGUCGUGCGUACCUGCUGGAUGCGUCUACCCAGCUUCCGCGCCGUGGGGGACUUCCUGAAGGACCGCUUUGACGGAGCCUCCCGGGUCGUCUACGCCAACAAGGGCUCCAACCGCGCCUCUCACCGUGCCGACCCACGCCAUCUCGAACCCGAGAACCCCGCCCACAAACCCCCAUCGUCCAGAGACCUGGUCUACUUCGAGAAGUCGCCCAACUUCUGCUCCUACAACGGCAAGACGGGUACCCACGGUACCUCUGGGAGGAACUGUAACAGCUCGUCUCCGGCGCUGGACGGGUGUGAGCUCCUGUGUUGCGGUAGAGGGUUCAAGACCCAGACGGAGAAGGUCACUGAGAGGUGUCACUGUACGUUCCACUGGUGCUGCCAUGUCAGCUGCCUCAACUGCACCAGCACACAGACGUUACACCAGUGCCUCUGAUCGGGGGUGAACCAGGAGGACAGGGAUGGGGAGGUGAAGAUGAGCUGGUUCUUUGGGCAGGUGGUGUGUAGAUAGAGGAGUAGGGUCCUGUGGGUUGGCGUGGUAGAUAAGGGAAGGGCUAACUCUAUAAAGGGGAAAUUGGAGGGUGAAAGAAAAGUGAAUACCGGGAGUACUAGAUUUGAAUCAAUGUUUCUGAGGAAGAGGGAAGAGAGAAAAGCACAACUAUGACUACAGGGUGUAGAAAGAGGGCGGGUGUGUUGUGUGUGAACAUGUGUGCUUACGUGUGCUUGCUACUGACACUGUGGUAACGUGAGAGUAUGUAAGUGUGCUUACUGGGUAUUUAAAAUGUUGUAGCUAUCCAACCACGUAGAACGGAAUGGAAACCAAUCCUCUCUAUGGCUUCCCAGCACGAGUAACAAGACCAGAGGCAGCUUAGGUAAAAGGAAGUAGUUAAAACAGGAAAUAGAAUUGUGGCAAGGAAUAAGCAAACAAAAUUAGUCAGAGAGACGCUGGUAUUGAAGGCUUUUGCCCUCUCGGACCUUACAAGAUACAGUUAGUCUCUCUGUUCUCUCCACCUCUUCCCUCUACAGCAAGAGAUAGGAGUGUGGGUAGUGGAGAGAGGAGUGAUGGGAGAGGAGGAGAGAGAAGCGAGGGGAGAUGUGAGGAGGGGACAGUUACCGGACAAUGUCAGACAGAUGUCUCUGUGGCGGGAAAAACACAAGCGUGGUCUCUCAUAAACCCGGUGAAGAACUUUAACAAGAGGGUGGUUAUUUUAAACAUCACAGUUUGCUAUGUACUUAGGUCCUGGACGCAAACCAAGCCGUUAUGGUUCCCUGUCGAACUCACCACACAUGCCCUCUUUGUUCAGAUUGCUCUGGAAUCUGCUGCACCUCGACCCGGAGUUACCACAGUGAUUUACUGCGCCACGAUAACUGACGUUAAAUGACUGGACGUUGUAGGAUAACAGAAAAGCAUUAGACAAAAUGUUAUAUCAACCUGGAAUAAAAUCGUAAUAUGUAUGAAUAGUUUUAAUGUAGUAUCAAUACACUGAAUAUUGGAGAGUAUAACUAGAUGUAUGUUUUAGUGUAGGAUAUAGGGGCACUGCAAGAGAACUGGGGUGACCUGUCAAAUAGUGAGACCUGCCGUAUGGCAACCCUGUCCAUAAAAUGGGAACCAGUGCCAAAUACUGAUACCUGUAGUCAACCUUGCAAACUAUUCUGUUAGCCUAGGAGGUAUACCUAUGUUGACAAAGACUCAAGACAUUGCCCUGCUGUGGCAACAUGCGACAAGUGUGUAAAAUAAUCCACCAUCUUCCUGUCCAAGUUUACAGUGGACAGACAAAGGUUUUCCCAUUCAAUAUGACCUGCAUCUAGCUGUGUACCAUAAACUGAGGGGAAAACCUUUAAAGCUGCAAUAUGUCACUUUUUGGGCGACCCAACCAAAUCCACAAAGAAAUUUGAGUUAUAGAUCUGGCAUCCUCAUUGAAAGAAAGUCUAAGAAGCGGUAGAGCUGUUCUAUGUGCACUAUUUCUUUGCUUCCCGUGCUUAUUUUUUGCAUCUUUUACUUUUGCGUUUGUACACCAGCUUCAAACAGCUGAA